UUUCUUGACCUGGCAUUGGUUGUUGACCGUGAGCGGAUUCGUUAUCAUAACAAUAAUACAUCACGUGUGUUAGUGGAAAUAUUCACCAUUAUCAAUAUUAUAAAUAACAUUUAUCAGACACUGGAUAUUGAGGUACUUUUAAUUGGAGUUGAGAUGUGGAAUGAUAGAAACCGUGUACCCGUGAACGACAUAGAUAUCCUCCUACAUGAAUUUUGUGUUUGGACGUCUCGCAGCCUUAAUUUUCGUAUUCCAAAUGACAUUGCACAUAUUUUUGUGAAUCAUCAUUUUGGUAGUCUCCUUGGUUUAGCUUAUGUUGGAUCUGUCUGUGAGCCAUCUUAUAAUUGUGGAGUUGAUCGUGUGUUAGGAUCUAAUGUUCUUCAUAUUGGACAGAUCAUAGCACAUGAGAUGGGUCAUAAUUUGGGUAUGCAGCAUGAUAGCCGCUUAUGUACAUGUGGAGCACAAGUUUGCUUAAUGGCUCCCUCAGACAAUGGCAUCCUGAAGUUUAGUAACUGUAGUUAUUCUGACUUUUGGACAACAUAUCCUACUGCCAACUGUAUGCGCAAGGAAAAGAAGCCAUUAGGCAUCCUCAAAAGCAAGCACUGUGGGAAUGGAGUGGUUGACGAAGGAGAGCAGUGUGAUUGUGGAUCUGCAGAAAAGUGUGCAACAGAUCCAUGUUGCAAAUCCAGCUGUACCCUCAAAGCUGGGGCUGCCUGUGCUUUUGGGCUUUGCUGCUUACGUUGCCAGAUCAAACCAUCAGGCAGAGUUUGCAGGGAAAAGGCCAAUGAAUGCGACCUUCCAGAAUCGUGCAAUGGACAGUCACAUAAGUGUCCUAAUGACGUUUAUUUGCUUGAUGGGAGUCCCUGUAAAGAUGGUGGCUACUGCUAUGAAAAGAGAUGCAAUAACCGAGAUGAACAGUGUAAGCAAAUCUUUGGCAAAGAAGCCAGGAGUGCAGCUCACAGUUGCUACAGAGAACUCAACACCCAAGGUGACCGUUUUGGCAACUGUGGUAUGAUCAGAAAUGCAUACUUAAAAUGUCAUGACUCAGACAUCCUCUGUGGCCGAGUUCAGUGUGAGAACGUAAGAGGCAUUCCAUUUUUGAGGGAGCAUUCCACUGUACUAUGGACUCACCUCAAUGGUAUCACCUGUUGGGGAACUGACUACCACUUUGGGAUGACAAUCCCUGACAUUGGUUUUGUGAAAGAUGGCACAGACUGUGGUCCAGAGCAUGUGUGUAUCAAUAAGAGGUGUGUCAAUAAGUCAAUUUGGGCAAGUCAGUGUUCACCUAAGAAGUGCAACAUGAAAGGUGUGUGCAACAAUUUACAUCACUGCCACUGCCAACAAGGGUGGGGCCCACCAUAUUGCCUGGCACAUGGCUCUGGAGGGAGUGUUGACAGUGGCCCUCUGCAAGAGAAUGAAGAGGAACCCAAGAAAAGAAUUGGGCAAGUGAUUCAUAUUUGGAUUCUUUUUGCUUGUUUUUCAUUAUUGUUCAUUGCGUUACUUUUUCUCUUGAUUAGUUAUGUAAAAUCACCUAAGAGUAAAGGACCCAACGUUUCCUCUUCAGAAAUGAAAGAAGAUACCAGUGACGUAACGACCUCUGAAACAGAAUAGCAACGAUUUGUAACUUCAAAUGUGGUAUAAAUUCUUCCUACAUUUCCCAUGUCCUACCAUGUAUGAUCUUGCUAUGUGAAACACUAUGUGUUUCUAAAUUCAAUGACACAAAAUCCUAGAGAUAUUCAGUAUGAAAAAUCUCAUCAUUCAAUAAAGCUAUGAUCCUAGUACAUAA
Messenger RNA from Mastomys coucha (southern multimammate mouse), 1783 nucleotides. Its product is annotated as disintegrin and metalloproteinase domain-containing protein 25-like. Gene Ontology annotation, cellular component: external side of plasma membrane; sperm head plasma membrane; plasma membrane. Gene Ontology annotation, molecular function: metalloendopeptidase activity. Gene Ontology annotation, biological process: male gonad development; proteolysis. The record is from RefSeq and is a predicted model, not a curated record. Lineage: Eukaryota; Metazoa; Chordata; Mammalia; Rodentia; Muridae. The annotation marks the transcript as partial. The transcript has a single exon.